UUACCAGAGGGCCAUGAGUGGAUGUACAAGCUGUGCCGAGUAUACAAAUGUCGCAUGCGAAGAUCCUUGUGUUCACUGGACAAAGAAGAGGUGUGCGGCUUAUGCUGUGGUGUAAGGAGUGCGAGAAUCGGGGGCGGAGAUGUCGCGUUUGGUAGAUGCAUGUAUAAAGGCAAAUUCUACCGUGUCAAUGACGAAUGGGUAGAUGGGUGUGACUACAAGUGUAAAUGUGUUAAUGGACAGUUUGGGUCCUACAGAUGCGUUACCAGGUGCCCAACAUACAGACUACAAACCGGAUGCGUGUUGAAGAAAUUUGCAGGAGAAUGUUGUGCUCUCCCUGACUGUACUGGACCUGGAGGCGGUGGGUGCGUCUACAAGGGCAAAUACUACGGUGCCAAUGAUGAAUGGGUAGAUGGGUGUGACUAUAAUGGUACAUGUGUUAAUGGACAGACUGGAUUCUACAGAUGUGUUGACAGAUGUCCGACUUACAAAUUACCUUCUGGAUGUGUACUGAGGAAACCUAAAAGGCAAUGUUGCGGUAUACCUGACUGUGCUGGAACAGAAGUCGGAACUGGAUCUGAAACUGGAGGAAAUACACAGGGUUGUUUCUUUAACAACACUCGUUACCAGCAAGGACAAACAUGGAAAGAUGGUUGCAAGUUUAACUGCCAGUGUGUAAAUGGUGCAACAGGAGAGUACCGCUGCAAGGCUUUGUGUUUCAACUGGCAGUUACCAAGCGCUUGUCAUCUGGAUCCUCCAGCUGCAGGAAAAUGUUGCCAGACACCAAACUGUCCAGCAGGCUACACUCUCAACUACCCACCAGGCUAUGACAAGACCAACCCGCCGUAAACAUACAGCAUUGACGCAAUAACUGUGCUCAGUAGAGACUUUAGCAUGACGAACUAAUUUUAUUACAUUGUAUAUACUGUUUUGUUCUUUCCAAGACAUACCUCCAUCUUGCCUUGUCUUGAGCAAUUGCAAGUUGUUACUUUAACAGCCAGUUGUUACUUUAACAACAACUUUUGUUAUAAUUCAUAUUUCAAACGAGUUUUGUAUUUUGUGAGAAUUCCGAAAAAAAAAAAACGUCUUGGAUCUACUCAACUGACAAUGAUAUUUCUUGUUUCAUUUUUACUUCUAUAUGUUGUUGUAAAUUGUUUUA
This is a messenger RNA of Mercenaria mercenaria, 1156 nucleotides long. RefSeq names its product extracellular matrix organizing protein FRAS1-like. The coding region runs from base 22 to 846 and encodes 274 amino acids. NCBI's taxonomy places the organism in Eukaryota, Metazoa, Mollusca, Bivalvia, Venerida, Veneridae. The record is from RefSeq and is a predicted model, not a curated record. The transcript has 8 exons. Gene Ontology annotation, molecular function: protein binding.